This is a messenger RNA of Amphiprion ocellaris (clown anemonefish), 5984 nucleotides long. RefSeq names its product C-type lectin domain containing 16A (gene clec16a). Gene Ontology annotation, cellular component: late endosome; endolysosome membrane. The record is from RefSeq and is a predicted model, not a curated record. The coding region runs from base 152 to 3586 and encodes 1144 amino acids. Lineage: Eukaryota; Metazoa; Chordata; Actinopteri; Pomacentridae. Gene Ontology annotation, biological process: endosomal transport; endosome to lysosome transport; regulation of autophagosome maturation. The transcript is spliced from 24 exons.
UGACCCUUCGGUGCUGCCAUCGCCGCCUAUCACCCUCUGUUUGCUAAGUAGCUAUCUGUACGGGAAAGUGGGUGUAAUGGAUAGAUGCGGACGCUAACAUUAGCAAAAUAACGCGCCUGGCAAAAACAGCAGCACCCCGAAAACUGCAAAUAUGUUUGGCCGGUCACGGAGCUGGGUUGGAGGGCAGGGAAAAACGAAAAACAUUCACUCCUUGGACCAUUUGAAGUAUAUGUACCAUGUUCUGACCAAAAACACCACAGUAACAGACCACAACCGAAACCUCCUUGUGGAGACCAUCCGCUCCAUCACAGAGAUCCUCAUCUGGGGAGACCAGAAUGACAGCUCUGUGUUUGACUUCUUUCUGGAGAAGAACAUGUUUGCAUUCUUCUUGAACAUCCUACGUCAGAAAUCCGGACGCUACGUGUGUGUGCAACUCCUCCAGACACUUAACAUACUGUUUGAAAAUAUCAGCCAUGAGACUUCCCUGUAUUAUCUCUUGUCAAACAACCACGUCAACUCCAUUAUUGUCCACAAGUUUGACUUCUCAGAUGAGGAGAUCAUGGCUUACUAUAUAUCCUUCCUCAAGACCCUGUCACUGAAACUGAACAACCACACUGUGCACUUCUUCUACAAUGAGCACACUAAUGACUUUGCCCUGUACACCGAGGCCAUUAAGUUUUUCAACCACCCUGAAAGCAUGGUCCGCAUCGCAGUCCGCACCAUCACACUCAACGUCUACAAAGUGGACAACCAGCACAUGCUGCACUACAUUCGGGAUAAGACAGCGGUGCCGUAUUUCAGUAACCUGGUCUGGUUUAUCGGCAGCCAUGUCAUCGAACUGGACAAGUGUGUGCAGACAGAUGAAGAGCAUAAGAACAGAGGAAAGCUAAGUGACCUGGUAGCGGAGCACCUCGACCAUCUCCACUACCUGAACGAUAUCCUCAUUAUCAACUGUGAAUUCCUUAAUGACGUUUUAACCGACCACCUCCUCAACCGUCUCUUCCUGCCCCUCUAUGUCUACUCUUUGGUUAGUCCUGAGACGUCUGAAGAGCGAAAGAUCAACCCUCAGGUGUCCCUCUACCUGCUGUCUCAAGUGUUUCUGAUUAUCCACUAUCAGCCACUGGUUAAUGCCCUCGCAGAUGUUAUCCUCAAUGGAGACUUGUCUGUCUUCACACCACAGGCAGACAUACACAGCACGCACAAAAACACGGCCAGCGCCGGAGGCGUACGUCGGUUCAUCAAGCCCCCAGAGUCUCUGGAGCGCUCGCUGGAGCUGUCCCGCCACCGUGGCCGCAAGAGAACACAGAAGAGGCCAAACUACAAGAACCUGGGCGAGGAGGAGGAUGACGAAAGAGCUGGGGGAGGAGGCAGCGGUGGAGGAGGAUUAGAGGAAGGCUGGGACGAUGACAGUGGCAGAGGAGGAGAGAGGGAAGGAGGCCGAGAGAGGGAGAAGGGAAAAGGUACAGAGGGAAUAGGAGGAGGAGGAGGAGGUGGGAGUUCUAAGGGAAGCAGAGCGAGUGGUGAGACGGCGGAAGAGAUAGAGAUGGUGGUGAUGGAGAAGUGUAAGAUGUCAGAGCUCACAGAGCAGAACAUCACCGAUGAGGAGAAAACCGCUGCAGCCACCCGCACACACACUCAGAGGAGCAGGCCGUUCUUAGACAUGGUGUACAGUGCCCUGGAAUGCACCAACGAUGACUACCACGCACUGUUUGUCCUCUGCCUCCUUUAUGCAGUCUCACACAGCAAAGGUAUAAACCGUGAUCUUCUGGAGCGUCUGCAGUUGCCAGUUCCAGACCAGGAGAGGAGCUCUUACAGCCUGGUGCUUGUAGAAAGACUAAUCAGAAUCAUGAACCAGGCAGCACAGCCAGAUGGUAAAGUGCGUCUUGCCACCCUUGAGUUGAGCUGCCUUCUAUUAAAGCAGUCUGUGCUGUCUGGAAAUGACUGUAUAAUCAAAGAUGUCCAUCUGGCCUGCCUGGAGGGUGCCAGAGAAGAAAGUCUGCAUUUACUGCGAAGAUUCUACAAGGGGGAGGAAAUCUUUCUGGACAUGUUUGAAGAUGAAUACAGGAGCAUGACGAGUAAACCACUGAAUGUGGAAUAUCUAAUGAUGGAUGCCUCAAUACUGCUGCCACCCACUGGCACCCCUCUGACUGGCAUCGACUUUGUGAAGCGACUGCCCUGUGGAGAUGUGGAGAAGACACGCAGGGCGAUACGGGUGUUCUUCAUGUUGAGGUCCUUAUCGCUUCAGCUUCAAGGAGAACCAGAGACUCAGCUCCCACUGACCAGACCUGAAGACCUUAUCAAGACAGACGACGUCUUAGACCUCAAUAACAGUGAUCUAAUAGCCUGUAUGGUGGUCAGUAAAGAUGGUGGCCAAGCCCAGAGAUUCCUGGCUGUAGAUGUGUACCAGAUGAGUCUGGUGGAACCAGAAACCAAACGUCUUGGAUGGGGCGUAGUCAAGUUUGCCGGCCUCUUGCAAGACAUGCAGGUGUCUGGUGUUGAGGACGACAGCAGAGCGUUGAACAUCGUUAUCCAUAAACCCAGCUCCAACCCCCACGCCAAGCCCCUGCCCAUACUGCAGGCCAACUUCAUCUUCGCCGACCACAUCCGCUGCAUCAUCGCCAAGCAGAGGCUGGCCAAAGGUCGCAUCCAGGCGCGACGCAUGAAGAUGCAGAGGAUUGCAGCUCUGUUGGACCUGCCUGUGCAGCCCAGUGCUACAGAAGUGUUGGGUUUCGGUCAGACGGCCAACGCCUCACCCAGCGGGCUGCCGUUCAGAUUCUACGAGCAGUCACGGCGGGCGCCCAAUGACCCGACGGCAAACAGAUCGGUGUUUGCCUCCGUUGAUAAAGUACCAGGUUUUGCGGUGGCUCACUGCAUGCCACAGCACAGUCCCUCACCCCUCUCCUCCCCCUCGCCUCCCUCCAGUGGGAGUGGGAGCACAGGAAGAUGUGACUCUGUCACUGCAAGCACUAUAUCGGCACAGAGCCCUACAGAUGAUGGUACGUUCCUGGAGCACACCCCGCCCUCGUCUUCGGGCGGAGAAGGUGAAGGAGGUGCUGGAGAAGUAACGUUAGGGUCCUCUAUUCCCUCAACUCCAGUCCCAGCUCCGGCCCUGGCCCCGAGCCUCACCCCGGCCUCCCAGCCCACCAUCUCCCUCCUGACCGACAGCAACGCUGACGCCCUGAGCGUGGAGUCGCUGACCCUGCUGCCUCCAGCCGACUCGCCUCACCUGCACCCCUGCACCGGACACAUCCUUGCGAGCAGCUCCCUCCAGAGACCAGACGCCUCCAUCACAGAGGAGCAGGAGGAAGAAGAUGGAAGAGAAGAAGAGGAGCCGAGGGAUGAGGAUGGAUCGCCGAUGGAUGAGACGGAAACGGACGCAACCGUAAAAGAAGAAACCACUGAGACGACCGAGCUGAUCACACCUACCGAUGAGGCUCCAGAGGGAGCAGAAGACGAAGUCGUACCUCAAGAGGCCGACGGAAACGUACCGCAAGAAUCGGACGACACGACAGCUGCAGAGUCUGCAGAGAAGACAGAAGAAGCAGAGCUAGAGAAUGAAACACCAGACUCACCGGAGCUGGAUUAAGAAACACGUUCAGAUUCAUGCACUUGUCUCCCUCACACACAGAGAACAGUAAAGUGUGAUAGAUAAGCCAUCUAGCCUGGCUGCAGAAUAUUUCCAAUGUAGUGUGUGAUGCGAGUAGUCUAAGAGGCUUUCGGAGGCAUCUCAACAUUUGUGUUUGCACAUGAAGAAAGACUCUGAGAGAAUAGAGGACGAAACAGGCACUGGUCGAACUCAAGCAGAGCUCAAAGCACAUUUGGCUUUCUGUGCAUUCAAGUGUGUCGGGUCGCGUUUUUAAGCCCGUGUGUGUCGAGGCACGCAACCAGCAACGUUUUUUACUCGUUCUAAUCGAUUGUGUAUCAGCUCAAACACACAUACACCAACACGCCACUGCUGUGAGCUGUUCAAACACUUUUCAAAGAACUAUUUUUGUGUCUUAUGUUCACACAGCAGAACUACUACUACUGUUAAGCAGUGGUGAUCACUACUAUGCUAAACAACACUCAUGGUGUACAUACAGCACACACACAGUCAGUUGCACUUGCCUUGUCACCGCUGCAUGUCAGAUCAGUUUCUGCCACUUUCAGCUUCUGUUGGGCAGGUGUGUGUGUGUGUGUUUCUUCACUUGCUUUAGUUCUUAUUGUUCCACAUGUGAAGUAAUUGUUCCCCGUUUACUUGUCGGAAAAUUCAUAGAAGAAUCCACCGGAUUGGCGUUGAGGCAGCAGGUCUCAAACUGUAAACAUUAAUUUGAUGAUAACACGACGUCGUAGCUCCCACCUCAUCUUUUUUUUUUUUAAAGCUUCUAGCAAACAUUUGGAUCUUGGGAUAAAACAUGAAGGCGGCUUUCUGACUGUUGAGGGAAGUUGAAGCGACGAGGUGCUUGAGUGGUUUGUGACAAAGCAUUUUUUUUAAAUGUGCAACAGAAACUACAACAACUUUGACUUCAGUCAGGUGGCUUUUCUUCUUCAUUCAUCUGCCAGCACUUAUUCCUUCUGAGUGCAUAGUUUAUGGCCUGCAUUGAUUAGAUAGCAGCAAUUUGUUCCCAUUCAUAGAACGAAUCAACAAUUGGCAGCAUGACUAACAAAAGACAGGAUGUGAAAGCUAUUAAUGGAACGAAUGCUGCUGAAUUUGUGACGUAGUAUUUACACAUAAUGGAUAGUAGUGGUCGAUUCAUGCAGUGAUUCAUUCUUUUGGUCUUUCAGUCUGUAGCUACACAGGUUACUAAGUAAGAAUCUAAGUAUUGUUUGAUAUAUUUAGAAGACAAUGGGAAAAGUUAAUUUUGUGUGAGUUAAGUUCAAAGAAUUCUGCAGCAUAUUAGUCGGUAUGUUAGUAAUGUUAGAUGUGUUAAGAUUUAUAAGAAACCAUUUGAAAUGAGAUCUUCAGGUCUGCUCAUCACCAGAACAACACUUGGGUUGAAUGUAUCUGCUGGUUGCCCCUGAGAUGCUGACAUAAUGGCUCAGUUAAAUUUAACACCCCACGAAGCAUAUUUUCUAUAAUGCCGAAAAACCUUUUAAAAAUACAGGUUUCCCAAGAGAGCAAAUUCGAAGGUUAAUUAAUGCUGUAGUGUUUUGAUUGUAUUGUCAUCUACCAGCUGUGUUUAAAACCUGGAAAUACUCAAAUAACUCCAAAAAAAGACGCAAACAUUUAAAUUUCUUUCAAUUUUUCAGAAACCAGCUGCUGCUCCGAGGUCAGUGUCGAGGGGCAGACCCCUCCUUCUCCUCCUCCUUUAAUCAGAUGAAUGAAGCUUUACUACUGCAAUAAUCUUAAGAGCUAACCAAGGGAGAGAUGAAUGUAACGGAGGACUUAUCUCUCCUAACAGCAGUGUUUGAUCCAUUUGAAUGGGAGUGGCGUAUUUUAACCUUAAUUCAUGUCGUGAUUUGUAUAUUUUUAGAACGAAACACACCCGGACUCCCAUUUUGCCAUCUCCGCUUCCUUUUAAAUCCUUUUUCUCCUUAUCUUCUGCCUUUGCUUUCCAGCUCACACUCUGUUCUUCUUCUUCUUUCUGUGCCAUCAUCACACAGCUGAAGUCUUAAUGCUCGAUCAUUCUUAUUUUUAACUCUGUACAGUCCUCAACAAGUUUAUAAAUGAGAAAUUCAGAGCAAUACUCCCUUUUUUUGAGUCCGUCUCUUAGUAUUUCCAUCUUGCUACUGUAAAUAGCAACAGAAUGAUAGUGAUGAUCACUGACAUGCUGAAGAGGCUCGGCACAUUUUCUAGAGUUGCCUGCAACCGCCGGCAAUCGCUAUGAAAACGUGCCACGACGAGCUUCCAUUAUUAAGCCUCUGAUUGUAGUGUGUGUAUGUAAUAUGUUUGUAUGCUCUGUAAAUGCUUUGAGCUUUUAAACCUGUAAUUAUUGUUAAUGAACUGAAACAGAGGAAUAAAUAAAUAAAGACCCGCAAUAAAUUAUUCUACUUAACAACAGUGA